AUGCUCCGCCGUCCCGCCACCACCAUCCAGCUGACUGCCGCCGAUGUCGAGCAGUACGAGGCUAACCGCCAGCGAAAACUUUACGAGCAACAACAAGCGCAAGCGCAGAAGCAGGCCUCAUCGCAGACCACGGAGACGUCCGAGAACACAAAGAACCGAUCCCAAGCCGCAUCUGCCAAGAGCAAACAGGAUCGCAUUAUGGGCGGACGCGGUAACUGA
Molecule: messenger RNA, 219 nt
Organism: Parastagonospora nodorum SN15
Lineage: Eukaryota; Fungi; Ascomycota; Dothideomycetes; Pleosporales; Phaeosphaeriaceae
Exons: 1
Coding region: 1-219 (72 amino acids)
Biological process (GO): anaphase-promoting complex-dependent catabolic process
Cellular component (GO): anaphase-promoting complex
Source: RefSeq, a predicted model, not a curated record